GACGCCAUGGAAAGACAGAGGAAGCGCGAGCUGCGCGGCCUCAACCAGCGGGCAUGGGCCGGUGAAGUAAAUGUCCUCCCCGUCCAGGGCUCGCUCGACUCGUCCAUGAAAAAGAACACGGCAUUCAUCAAGCGUCUCCGAACCGCCAUCAACGCCGCCGGCCAGACUGUCUUCUUGCAGGAAAUCUGCACCCUCUCCCUACACAAGUACUUGUCCGAGAUCAUCUCCGCCUGCUUCGAAGGCCUCACCAAACUCAAGUCGCCAGGAGAAAUCGCCGCUGGCGUGGAAAUUGUCUCUGCUCUCCACCAACGCUUUGGCCCUGAUGAGUUCACCAAGAUGCUCGGCUGGUUUGUCGGCCGUGGCCUUGCUACACCUGAUAGAGCCCAGUUGAAGGCCCUGGCUCAAGAGGUGCGGGAAAGAGAAGAGAAGGAACGAAUUUCGAGACAGCGCAUCCUUUUGCGUGUUGCUACCGAAUUGUGGCUUGUCGGUGUCUUGCGUAGUUUGGAAGAUAUUGCUCGCCCUGAAGAAGCCAACAAGUUGAAAGAGUCGGGGAAGCCUGCGGAUACCCUGCCCAAGGCCAAGACUACACGUCCUGACUCUGCGGACCCGGAACCCUUUCCCCUUGAAGUGCUCAAGGAUAUGCUGGGUCACGACCGGGAUCAUGUGAAUCUGCCCCUGGUUGUCAUUUUCGUCAAGAGUUUUGCUUGGGAUAUCCUGGCUUCUAAAUCUACACAGGAUGGUCGCAAGACUGUUGCUGAGGAUGGCUCAACCGCCGUUACCAGCUCUACGGAUGAGGUCGAAGGCGAUGCAAACGGAACCCAAGAUCCUCCGCUCUGCGCUCCCGACAUGCAGCAGCGCUUCAAAAACAUUCUUAGCCGCUACUUCCAGGACGUGAAGGCACAUAUAGUUCGCGACCAGAAGCAUCUCAGUGCUCAAGGACGUCGCAACGCCGAAGCAUAUGUCAAGUCUGGAGAAGUCUUCGAAGACCGUCAGACCAAUUUUGAGAAACUGACAAAAUCCCACGAAAAGUUGGUCUCGAACGCUCAGGUCCUGGCAGAUGCACUGGGUGCUGAUAUGCCGGAUUUGUCUGAGAAGGAGUCAAACAACGCCAAUGGAGACGGCGGUAUCGGCCUGGUCAAGACUGGCGAAUAUCUGCGUGGCCAAGGCGACGGCGCUGGUAUUUGGGAGGACGAAGAAGAAAGACGCUUUUACGAGAACUUGAUCGAUCUCAAAGACAGAGUCCCUGGAAUCUUGCUUGAGGAUGGCAAGAAGAAGAAAUCUGACGGCGACGAUCAGGUCGGUAAGAGGGUUGACGACGCAGCCGAAGCGAAGGACAAGCCUGAAGUCGCAGAGCCCAAGGCAGCAGAAGGUGAAGACCAGUCAACUGCUAUUGCCAACAAGACCGUUGGUGCACAGGUUGAUGCUCUGCUUGCUCAACUAGUCGAUCUGACCAACAAAGACCAAGUCGAUCAGUUUGCUAUUGACUUCUGCUUCUUGAACUCCAAAGCCUCCCGAAAUCGCUUGGUGAGGGCUAUUCAGGACAUCCCCAAAGGCAGGACUGAUUUGUUGCCUCUAUACUCGCGCCUCGUUGCUACCCUCGGAAAGCAGUUAAUCGAUGUUCCGCAAGCACUGAUUGCCUACCUCGAUGAGGAAUUUAGAAGUCUGCAACGUCGCAAGUCGAAGGACUUCCUCGGACAAGUCCGUAUGAUCAACAUCAGAUACAUCGCUGAGCUUACCAAAUUUGGUGUCGUCCCUGAGCAUGUCAUCUUCCAUUGUCUGAAGGUCAGCCUGGACGAUUUCUCACGCAUGAAUAUUGAGAUCAUCUCCAAUCUUCUGGAGAAUUGCGGUCGCUACCUCCUUCGCAACCCGGACACCUCACCCAGGAUGGCUUCUUUCUUGGAGACUUUGCAGCGCAAGAAGGGUGCUCAGCAUCUUGGACAGCAAGAGCGCAUGCUUAUCGAGAAUGCCAUGUACUAUGUCAACCCACCCGAGCGAGCAGCCAUUCAGCAGAAGGAGCGCACUACUUUGGAGCUCUUCAUCCGCAAACUCAUCUACUUGGACCUAUCGAAGCGCUCUAUUGAGAAGAUCAUCAAGCAAAUUCGAAAGCUACAUUGGGAAGAGCCAGAGGUCUCGGAACUCCUUCACAAGAUCUUCAUCAAGCCUGGAAAGAUCAAGUACAGUAAUAUCCACCUGCUGGCAGUCAUUCUAGCAGCGCUGCACCGCUAUCAUCAGAACUUUACCGUCGCUGUGCUUGACGACACACUCGAGCAGAUAACAGUUGGAUUGGAGACCAACGACUUCAAACAAAAUCAGAAGCGCAUCGCCGAAGUCAAGUAUCUUGGUGAGCUGUACGUCUACCGCAUGGUCGACUCUGCACUUAUCUUUGACACGCUUUACCACAUUGUAAACUGCGGCCACCCAGGCGGAUUCGCUCGUCCAGGCUCUUACAACAUGCUUGACCUGCCGGAUGAUUACUUCCGCAUCAGACUCGUGGCUAGUCUCCUCGAAACCUGCGGCAUGUACUUUGACAAGGGUGCCGUGAAGAAGAAGCUCGACUUUUUCUUGUCCUUCUUCCAGUACUACAUUCAGACCAAGGAGCCGAUGCCUAUGGAUAUCGAGUUUGUAGUUCAAGAUAUGUUUGCUCUCUUGCGGCCUCAGUGGAAGGUUGCUACAACUUUCGAGGAAGCGCAACAAGUCUUUAGUGAGGCUGUCAAACACAACUAUCAGGCAACCGGUGCCAACAAGCAGCAGGAAGAGCAAGCAGAAGAGGCAGGAGAAGAUGGCCGUGAAAUCGACGAUGUCAACAAUGACGACGAUAACGAUGACAACGACGAUGACGACGACGAUAAGUCAUCCGGAGACGAAGCUGCAGAGCCUACCGAUGACGAGGGCGCCGGUGAAACUCCAGAGGAGGGUACGGAAGACGAAGAAGAGCACAUUGUUGUGACACGCCCUGAGGAUCACCGUGAUCCCGAGGCCGACGCCGAAUUUGAUCGAGAGCUAGCCAAGAUGAUGGCAGACAGCGUUGAGUCACGCAAGUUUGAUCGCAAGCCUGUCUUUGACGUGCCCUUGCCAAUGCACUCGAACUUCGCGGUCGCCAUGCGCAGCCAGCAAGAGCAAGCUCGUGCUGAGCAGCAGCGCAUCAAGAACCUGGUCCUCAACUACGACCUCCGCGACGACGACCCCAAUGAUGGUGAAUCAUCCUUCCACUAUGUUUUGCAGCCCAACACGAACCGUACGGUUCUCGUAGGCAAAGGCGCUAUGAACCAACCACUGUCACCUAGGGAUUCCAACAAUCCUGUGAUGACCAACACUUCCAACACAUUCAAAUCAAGCAGCCAUGGCAAUAUCAACACUGCUCAUGGUAUAAGUCUUCAUACACCCUGUCCCCCUUCUGCGAUCACAUCUUCAUACGCCUGCACCCGCAAUAACGAAAACGCAAAGCCUAGAGCUGCCACUUCAACCACAAAUGCUGACUUUUCCUCUUCUACUUCCACNAGCAGCUCUAGAUGCACAGUCCCCUACAAUCAGCCCCGUGUUGACAAGUCGGGGACUUCACGUAACGUCACCAGAAGCAGAAAGCUGCAGCUCAGUGAUGUCGACUGGUAUGCCAAAACUCCCUCCAACCCCCAUGCAUCUUCGCAGAAAGAGAAGCCAGAGACAAAGUUGAGCUUGGACUCAUACAUUGUCGCGAGCAAGAAGCAGAGAAAGCCCUUUGAAAAGAAGAACAAAGGCCUUGAUGCUCUGGGCAAUUCUUGA
Aureobasidium uvarum is the source of this 3759-nucleotide messenger RNA. The record is from the annotation of a GenBank genome assembly. NCBI's taxonomy places the organism in Eukaryota, Fungi, Ascomycota, Dothideomycetes, Dothideales, Saccotheciaceae.